Messenger RNA from Ascoidea rubescens DSM 1968, 1002 nucleotides. Its product is annotated as malate dehydrogenase. NCBI's taxonomy places the organism in Eukaryota, Fungi, Ascomycota, Saccharomycetes, Ascoideales, Ascoideaceae. The coding region runs from base 1 to 1002 and encodes 333 amino acids. Gene Ontology annotation, molecular function: L-malate dehydrogenase (NAD+) activity. The transcript has a single exon. The record is from RefSeq and is a predicted model, not a curated record. Gene Ontology annotation, cellular component: mitochondrion; cytoplasm. Gene Ontology annotation, biological process: malate metabolic process; tricarboxylic acid cycle.
AUGAAGGUUAGUGUAUUAGGAGCUGGGGGAGGUAUUGGGCAACCAUUAUCAUUACUUCUCAAGUUGAAUGAGUCAGUCGAUGAGUUAUCGCUAUACGAUAUCUAUGGAGGAUAUGGUGUCGCAAGUGACUUGUCACAUAUCGACAGAAGAUGUAAAGUUCAAGGAUAUGAGAAAGAAGAAGAGAUGGAGGAAUGUUUGGAAAACAGUGACAUUGUUAUAAUUUGUGCUGGAAUUGGACGAAGCUCUAGUGAUAUCAGUCGAGACGAAUUGUUUAACAAGAACUGUUUGAUUAUUCGGAAAUUGGUCAACAAAAUCAUCGAGUUCAGUGAGAACUCAAUCGUUUUGGUAAUCAGCAAUCCAGUGAAUUCGUUGGUUCCCAUCGUCUGUGAAAUGUUCAAAAAAAGGGGAAUUGAUAAGAGAAACAAGAUAUAUGGGAUAACUACGUUAGACUUGAUCCGAAGCGAGGUGUUUUUAAGAGAGAUAUUGAAUGGAAAGGGCAUCUAUGAGUACGACAAUGCUAUUCAAGAGAGCAUUCGAGUGAUUGGGGGUCAUUCCAAGGAAAGCAUUGUUCCCAUUAUUUUGAACAGGGAGAUCAAGAGCAAGUUGAGUGCAAUUGAGUAUGAAAGGUUUGUGAAAAGGGUUCAAAACGGCGGCGACGAGGUUGUUGAGGCCAAGAAUGGGCGAGGAUCAGCUACGCUCUCGAUGGCGUUUGCUGGACACCGCUUUGUGUGCUGCUUGUUGGCCAGGCUUUCGGGAACCAGCGGCGACGGAGCGGGCGAAAGCGCCUACGUCGGGCUCGCCCAGCCGGUACCAGGACUCUUGCACGUGGAGUACUUUUCCAUGCCGCUCGAAAUCAACGCCAGGGGCGAGUGCGUCGGCGUCGAUAGCGGGCUCCUCCGCACGCUCGACGCCACCGAGAGGCGGCUUGUGGAGACAGCUGUGAGCCGCGUGAGGCAGAACGUCGCGCAGGGCCAGAACUACGUCAGCGGCACCCACUUGUGA